AUGACUCAAGAAACACACGAAGUGCCCCCAGCGUUUGAACCCGUUCACACCCUCGAUCUUGUAUCCGUGAAAGACAGCAAGAUCAUCGGAGUCUCGGUUUACUCUGGACGCGCGGAGGUUACGCGUCUUUUCUCGUUCAGUGUUCAUACGGGCCAAAACCAGGUUAAUAUCUCUGGACUGCCCAAUGUCCUCGACCAGGAUUCGUUUAGGGUGGAGGGCCGCGGUGCUGCGACAAUCCACGACGUCACUAUAUCUACCAUCAUCCCACCACCAAUGCCGACAACUUCCACAGAGCUAACAUCUCUCGAACUGAAGCGUAAACAGACGGAAAAGGCUCUGGAGAGGGCUCGGAAGGCUAUUGCUUCACUCGAGACUUACCUUUACAGUGUCAACGUGGAACACGUCGCCGUCAACGCUUUGGGGGAAGUUGUGGAAAACUACGACUCUACAUGCGAAAAGCUUGAUGAUAAGGUCACUGAACUGGAGAAGCGGCUCGUUGGCUUCAAAAAGGCCAUCGAGGCUGAGCGCAAGAAGCUGUUCGGUCCGACAGGGAUUGAGAAGCUCAAUCUCAAGGCGUCCAUUGGGGUGUUUGCCGACCAUGAGGGUGAGGUAGAGAUUGCACUCAUCUACGCCGUCAGCAGUGCGAUGUGGAGUGCCGGUUAUGAUAUUCGCGUUGACAUGCAGACAAAGGAGAAGCCUAUUACGUUGAUAUACAAGGGGGCUAUCACCCAGAGCACCGGAGAGGAUUGGAACGAUAUUCCACUAACUUUGGAAACAGCCACUCCAACGUUUCGUGUCGGCGUCCCCUCCUUGAUUCCUUGGACCCUCUCAAUAUACCGCCCGCCAGUUGUAAGAUCGAAAGGAAUAAUGUUGGGCCACGGUAGAGGGGGAGGUGGACCGCCUUUGGCAUCUUUAGCUCACUCGCCAGCCAUGGCCCUUCGACGGAAGAGUAAACACAGUCCAGAUUUGGAUUUGGAUAUGGACGUAGACGACGAGUCCUUGAGCGCCAGCGCAAUGCAAUAUCGGGGUCUCGCCGUCUCCUCAAAGGGAAACAUCAGCGCUACUUUCACUGUCCCCGGGACCAUCACGAUUCCCAGUGAUGGAGUUGACCAUAACGUCACCAUCGUGCAGUUGAGCCUUGACUCUACGAUGUCUUGGGUGUCUGUUCCCAAGGUGGACGCGAAGACACAUCUUAAUGCCAAGAUUAAAAACGCAUCUGAAUACACCCUCCUAAGUGGCCCUGCCAGCGUAUACGUCGACGGAAGCUUCAUUUCCCGCUCCGACGUACCCGCCGUAAGCCCAGACGAGAAUUUCGAUUGUCCAUUGGGCCUCGACCCCUCCAUCCGAAUCACCUACCACCCCCGAGUGAAAAAGGUCUCCCAAAGCGGGUUCUACACCAAAACAACCAACUACGUCUUCUCGCAGCGCAUCACCAUCUUCAACACAAAAUCCACCGCAGUCGACAACGUCAAAAUCAUAGACCAGGUGCCCGUAUCCGAGGAUUCUCUGAUCACCGUUAAGCUGGUCAGCCCGUCCUUGGUAGCGCCGUUCUCGGAGUCGACGACGUUGAGCGGUGGGGAGCUGAAGGUGCCGCCGCCGGUCAAGGUUAGCCCCGGGGUUGUGGUGCAGUGGGAUGGUGCGGAUGAACCGGGGAAUGAUGUGGAAGGUUUGGGGAAGGAUGGAAAGUUUUAUUGGGUGUGUUCGGUGCCUUCGCAGGGCAAGGUUAAUCUGCUGUUGCAGUGGGAGGUGACUGCCCCUGUGAGGAUGGAUAUCGCUGGAUUGUACUAA
Molecule: messenger RNA, 1788 nt
Organism: Laccaria bicolor S238N-H82
Lineage: Eukaryota; Fungi; Basidiomycota; Agaricomycetes; Agaricales; Hydnangiaceae
Exons: 6
Coding region: 1-1788 (595 amino acids)
Source: RefSeq, a predicted model, not a curated record